AUGUUGAACCCUAAGAGAAGUGAUCACUCUGCUUCCUACUUUGACAUGGAGAUGAAUUCACGCCCUAGGGUUCCAUUACUCCUUGGAUCGGCUAGAGAUUCAUUUGCUUUUCUGAAGGAACCCUGCUUUGUCAAGUCGGGGACUGGUUCUUGCACCGUAGCUGAGCAACAGAAUGAUACACAGGGCAAGAGGAGGCAUGACAACGCUCUAGACUCGGAAUUGGAAUCGAAAAGGAUUAAACGAAUUAUGGCCAACAGAUUGUCUGCUCAAAGAUCCCGACUUCGGAAGCUGGUGUAUGUAGAAAAACUCGAAAGAGAUGUCAGAGCCGAAGAGGUCAAAGUAUAUUGGUUAUCUCUACAAGAGUCACUCUACCAGCAAUCCCAAAUGGCUCUUAAAACUGAAAAUACUCAUAUAAAGGAGAUCAUGGAAGGACUUGAGAGAGAAAAGGCUAUGAAAGAAGUGGAAUUUCAAUAUCUGAAGAAAGAACUGCAGGCACUAAGGGGAGCCUCUAUGCGUUUGCUUUAUAACUGA
Molecule: messenger RNA, 531 nt
Organism: Populus nigra (black poplar)
Lineage: Eukaryota; Viridiplantae; Streptophyta; Magnoliopsida; Malpighiales; Salicaceae
Product: basic leucine zipper 19-like
Exons: 5
Coding region: 1-531 (176 amino acids)
Biological process (GO): positive regulation of DNA-templated transcription
Cellular component (GO): nucleus
Molecular function (GO): DNA binding; DNA-binding transcription factor activity
Source: RefSeq, a predicted model, not a curated record